ACAAUCUUUUGGAAGCAACCUCGAUCACAUCGCACUCGCUGAGCUGAGCCGAGUUUACUGUCGAAAUUUGUUACUCAACUUACAAUCGUGCAUGUAAAAUGGCUGAUGGUUCGGAGGAACUUCUCAUCAUUGAUACAGACGGUGGAACAGAUGACUGUCACAGUAUACUCAUUGCUGCUGCCGCAGCGCAUGUCAAGGUUUUGGCCAUUACGUGUGUCGUAGGAAACGUGGAUGUUGAUCAAGUCGCUCAGAAUGUUCUAAUCACGGUUAAAACUUCAGACAAGCUUCGGAAAGCAAAGUGUCCCAUUUACCUUGGUGCUGCUCAACCACUGGCUGGUUUCCCCAUUCAUCGUUUUAAUGUGCAUGGAGAGGAUGGCUUAGGUAACACCAAGCGAAUGGAUGACCCACAACAUGAAUUCCUCAAAGAUGAAGCCGCCUGUUUGGCACUUGUGAAGCUAGUCAACCAAUAUCCUGGCCAGAUAAGCAUCGCUGCCAUUGGACCACUAACCAACCUCGCACUGGCCACGAGGAUAGAUCCCAACUUUUCAUCCAAGAUAAAAAAACUUAUCAUCAUGGGUGGAGACUCAGAAGGACGAGGGAACAUUACUCCAUGUGCCGAGUUCAACUUUUGUGCCGACCCUGAAGCAGCUAAAGUGGUGCUACAUGAGUUCACCUGCCGAAAGAUACUUGUAUCUUGGGAACUCACAAUGAAAUAUGCCUGGAAUAUUGAUUGGAUGCACAAACAACUGUUUUUAGAGGACUGUAGAGUUGGCCGAUUUCUCCGAGAUACCCAUGAGCAUAUUCUAGAAGUUUGCAAAAAUGAUCCUGCCAUGUGUACUGGAGGAUUGGUGGAUAAGUUUCCAGCCUGUGAUCAGCUAGCCGUAGCACUGACCAUUAACCCGGAAUUGAUCACCAAGUUUGACCACUUCCGCUGUUCAGUAGAGACAUCGGGUGUGUCUAGCAGAGGUCACUUGGUCAUAGAUAGAGGCUCUAUUGACAAAUCAUUGAACGGAGUCACACCCACAGACAUUGUAACUGAAGUUGACUUUGAGAAAUUCAAAGAGGUCAGUCUGCUUUCACUUGAAGCAUAAUGUUUUAGGUAUGUAUUGUAUGGAGACAUAUGGCUGUAUUUCAUUCAAAA
Molecule: messenger RNA, 1141 nt
Organism: Lytechinus pictus (painted urchin)
Lineage: Eukaryota; Metazoa; Echinodermata; Echinoidea; Temnopleuroida; Toxopneustidae
Exons: 6
Coding region: 99-1091 (330 amino acids)
Molecular function (GO): hydrolase activity, hydrolyzing N-glycosyl compounds
Source: RefSeq, a predicted model, not a curated record